Ficedula albicollis (Collared flycatcher) is the source of this 410-nucleotide messenger RNA. RefSeq names its product histone H2A-IV. Gene Ontology annotation, cellular component: nucleosome. The coding region runs from base 20 to 409 and encodes 129 amino acids. NCBI's taxonomy places the organism in Eukaryota, Metazoa, Chordata, Aves, Passeriformes, Muscicapidae. Gene Ontology annotation, molecular function: DNA binding; protein heterodimerization activity; structural constituent of chromatin. The transcript has a single exon. The record is from RefSeq and is a predicted model, not a curated record.
CCAGCGCAGCAGCUUCAUCAUGUCCGGGCGCGGGAAGCAGGGCGGGAAGGCGCGCGCCAAGGCCAAGUCGCGCUCGUCGCGGGCCGGGCUGCAGUUCCCCGUGGGCCGCGUGCACCGGCUGCUGCGCAAGGGCAACUACGCGGAGCGCGUGGGCGCCGGCGCCCCGGUGUACCUGGCGGCCGUGCUGGAGUACCUGACGGCCGAGAUCCUGGAGCUGGCGGGCAACGCGGCCCGCGACAACAAGAAGACGCGCAUCAUCCCCCGCCACCUGCAGCUCGCCAUCCGCAACGACGAGGAGCUCAACAAGCUGCUGGGCAAGGUGACGAUCGCGCAGGGCGGCGUGCUGCCCAACAUCCAGGCCGUGCUGCUGCCCAAGAAGACCGACAGCCACAAGGCUAAAGCCAAGUAAA